Plasmodium vivax (malaria parasite P. vivax) is the source of this 4641-nucleotide messenger RNA. RefSeq lists its product as hypothetical. Bases 1 to 4641 code for a protein of 1546 amino acids. The record is from RefSeq and is a predicted model, not a curated record. The transcript is spliced from 8 exons. NCBI's taxonomy places the organism in Eukaryota, Apicomplexa, Aconoidasida, Haemosporida, Plasmodiidae.
AUGAUUCAAUACAGCUUCAGCCCGGUGAAGGCGAAAACCAAAGCAAAGCAAUACGACAGCGUCAUUGCGGAGGCUUUGCUUUACUACAAAAGCGGGAACAGACUCAGCUGUAAGGGCCACCUCGCAAGGGGAGGUGAUCCCCACGGGGGGGUGCACAACUUAUUGGAAUCGCAAGGGGGAGGACGCACAAGCAGACAAAUCAACGACGAUCAUGAUGAUGGAAAAAACAAAUCGAAUUGUCCACCUACGGGAGAGCGCCAAAAGAACAACUCACGGGACUGCAAUUUAUGCUUUUCAGAGGACUUCCAAAAAGAGGAACUUCUAACGGCGCUGAAGCAGUACAUCAGUGAAUAUGUUGGCGAUGUGCAGGAAGCCAAGUGCAGCGAAAUAGCCAACUGCGGUGAUAAGAAGAGGCUGCUAAAGAGGUACAUACACGAAAUUAAGAAGAAUAACUUCCUCGUUUUGGAGGAUCUAUUUUUCUUCUUCAGCGUUAGCAGUGGUUUUAACGAUCGCAACGAUCGUAACGAUUUUAACGAUUACAAGGAGUACGCGCUGAGCAAAAUGUUCCACUGUCUACUGCUCGUGUUCGAGAAAAGGGAAGAGAAAUGCGUCCUGCUCGUUCUGUACAUCCUACUGGUGAUUCUAAACGAGAGCAGUGUUAACAAAUUUUUCACCCACCUGAUCGACGCGCUGAUUGCCAUUUUAAACGCGCACGAGUGCACGUUACCCAUCGGCGAGGCUGACGACAACGUGAGGCUGUUCGACCACAAGCCGAUGGUUCUCACGGGAUACCUCGUGAAUGAAAACGCAAGAUAUUUCCUGUUCUCCUAUUUUUACCUCCUCGUGCGCGACGUUUCGAGGCAGCAGUUCAUGAACCACGCGGAUAAAAUAAUCCGGGUGUGCCUAGUGGGUCUGUUCGACCACUGCUGCGAAAUAAAUUGCCUGAUGAUGAGCUUCAUCGAGGAGACCAUCGAGCAAAUAGAAGACCAGUACGUGAAUUACCACUACAUCAUCAGCACGUGUUUGCUCAAAUGCCUUUGCAACAAGUAUAGUAGGGUCAAAAUAAAAUGCAUGAACACCCUGCUGAAGCUAAUUCUACAUAAUAGUAACUCCAAAAAUUACAAAAUAAUUGAAAUGCUAAUUGGGUAUAAGGACCCCAACGUGGUCCCAAUAAAAAGUUUCUACGACAAUGCUUACGUAAAUAUAAACUACUUGUGCAAUUUGUAUAAUGAUAGAAGCACAAGAGUGAAGUUUCAAUUUUAUUCUUUCCUCUUCCUAUUGCUCUACCAAUUUAACGAGUCAAAUGAUUUUGUUACUUUUCUAUUGCCCUACCUCUUCUCCGCCUGCUUUGAUAAUUACAAGAUAUUCAGAUUGGUGUCUUUUUUGUACAUCCAGCUGAUAUGCAGGAGGAAGCCAUUCGAUUUGGAAAAAAAUAUGAACGAUGAAAUUCUCUACCAGUUUUACCCUGAGUGGUCCUACAAGACGGCUUUCACUUUGCCGCUGCCCCUGACGGAUUAUUAUUUCCCCCCCUUUUGUCGCAGCUCCUUUUUGGUGAAGAAAAAUAUGUACUCCUUGAAUGUUGCUGCUGUAGACCCUCCCUUUAGCGGUGGAAGUAAAACCGUUGUGGAGUCCCACGGAGAGGAGCAAAACAAACUGGAUGGUCAAAAAGAGCAUACCUUUUACCGCCCACACGGGGCUGAGGAACGACUGAACGGUUGGGGGAACCGCCCUAUGGAUGUACCCCCCCGUGAGGAGACUAACGACGCAAAUGACAACCCCCACAGAAGUCACAAACAUGACCAGCUGAGGGAAGACGAAUACUCCGUGGAGUACCACGAGAAGUUGCUCCAAAAUUUUCUCCACAGCAAUCAACGCAUUAUGACCAUCCUCAGAGAAAACAAAAUUAACCAAAUAAAUAUUACCCACAACGAAAUGAACAAAGAGUGUAAGCAGCUAUCCUUCACCAUUUUGAACGCCUACUUUAAACACCUGUAUAUUAAAAAGGAGGACGAAACGAAUAAAUUGGAAUCGCUUGAAAAUGCCAAAAUUAUUUUGUUACUCUUCUAUUUCAUUGAAGAAAAUGUAACGGAACAUCUCCCCCACUUCUUUACACAUCUCCUUUUUGCAUUUGAAAAAAAGCUGGACGAGGAACGCUGGCUCAUUUAUGUGAACUGCCUCUACCUCGUGGGUUCUUACGUUAAUCCGGCCAACUACUAUUUCUUCCUAGAGAACUACUUUAAAAAUGUGAAGGAGAAUAGUCAAAAGAAUGUCACGCUGACUUGCAUCUAUAUGUUAGACCAAAUUUGCAGGGGGACCAUAGAAACGUAUACUGAUAUCCGUCGAAGGGGACUCACCCGCGAUGGGAUUCACUCCAGUUUUGUCCUCGUGCUGGAGAAGAUGAUAGCCCUUUUUUUCGGCGUCAUAAAUGGGGCGCAGCAUGUGGAGCGGUACCUCCUGGUUCUGCAGGUAAUCCACACCAUCCUGAGCAGCGAGUGCGCGUACGGGAGGCUGGACGAGAAGCACAUCACCCAGCUGGUCAUACUGCUAUACAUUAUAUUCAACAAGGUGAAGGACGUCAGAGAAAACUUAGCCAAAGGAAAGGACCAAAUUUGCCUGAACAAGAAUUUCUACCUACCGGUGGAGGUGUUGGACAUCCAUUUUUACGUCACCAGAAUAAAAAGGAUAAAAAACUUCGAACGGUUAGACAUGAGCCAAGAGCAAAUAAACAUCAACAUAGGGUCAGAAAUACUUUACAAAAUAUUCAGUCUCUCAGAAGAUACCCUAAAUCAAAAGACAGCAAUUUUGCAAAUCCUGCCAGAUGAAUUCCUCUACAAUUCUCACUAUAUGUACUUCCUAAUUCAGUACAUAAUUAAAAGGCAAACUUUUUUUUAUGACCAAAGUUUUUCCAUUUUUUUAUGCAAAAUUAUGAUUAAGCUGUUCAACCUGAGCCAAAAUAAGAAGAACAUAACGAAGGUGGUAUUUUACAACGAAGAGCUUGCCUUAUAUGAUGUUCACCAGGAAAGCAGAGAUAAAAAUGCCAAGCAGGUAAAGCACGUGUUUCUCGAAUACGCCUGUACCAUUUUUUUACUGUUUAUCUUUAAAAAUGUAAAUAUUUAUGAAACGUUCAGCAACGUGGUUCAAACCUGUAAAGUGGUGUUGCACCUCCUCACUGAGAUGAAGAAUCCCUACUCCUUUUUGUUCUUCGUCAAGCGCACGAGCCUCAUCAGCAAGCUGUGCGACAUACUCGAGUGCAGAGAAGCGAAAAGCAUCCUUUUCUGCAAACAUGUCCUAAACGACCUGCACAUAAAUUACGAAAAGUAUAUGAACAACGAUGGGGAUAUAAAAUACCUGGACCAUAUAAACAUAGGGAAAAAAAUAGGCCUCAGAAAGCAGGUGAAUGCCGAGGUGGACAUUCUCUUCUACUUUGUAAGUACCUGCAUAUAUUUGACAUACUACAAAUCGCUAGCCUGCUUGUCUGUGCUGCUGAAAGAACGGGCAGAAGAGAUAGGCCACCUAAAAAUACAUGAGGCUUUUAGAACCCUUUUUGAUGGCACAGAAAAACGGGUUCUACAGAUAUUAAAAAUUAAAGAACAGGGAAGUUACACCAUCUCGAAUUUGUACAAAAAAAACGUUGAAGAUAUGCUCCUUGGAAAAAGCAACUUUUCAGAGCUAUUUCACUUGCGGAAUAAAAUUUUAAAAUCCCCCGAUUAUAAUUAUCUCAUAUUGAACACCCACAUCUAUUUUAGAUACUCUUUUGCGCUACUGCAAGGGGUUCACAUGUUUCUGCUGAACCCGGUUAUUCUCCACUACUUUUAUGAAGUGAACCAGGGGGAUUCGCACACCUCAACUGGUGAAAAUUUGUUAAGCGGUCAUGAGUCAGGUAAUUUUUGCACGGAAAACCCCCCACAUGGCAGCGACAAAAUUGAGCAAAAACCACUCAGCAAUGGGGAGAACGACCCAUGUCUGAACCAAAACAAUUUCGUAAAAGAAAUGGAGUCGUUUUUUCAGAAGGAAGAGACACACACUAUAGAGGGCAUCAAAUAUGACCACACCAAUUUGGCAAAUUAUUUUAAAUCUCAUGACUUGGUUUUUUUUACACUCGAACGUGGCGUUUACCACAUUCCUUUCCGCAUCUUGGAGAGGAAUUCACUCAUUAUUUUGCUUUACUCCUCUUUGCUAUUUUUUGUGGAUGAGUUUUUUCAAAUGAGCGUUUUAGAGAAUCGCGCGGAGUCAUCCUUCUUGUCCAGCACCAGUGUGGGUCUUUCGAACGAGUUCUUUUUGAACCCCCUUCAAAUUAGUGAGGACCACUUGAUUGCCCUCUUCAAUUUGGUCAUUCUGCUGUACCUAGAAAACGAGGACCUGGUCAGCGGCGCCUUAAUAAAGAUGAGCUGCAACGGAAAAGCUGAACGAAUGGCUAACUUUGAUAAGGGCAUAUUCUGCAACAUAGUCAACAAUGUGAUUUUCAAUUAUGAAAAGAAAAACCUGGUGAAGGAGUCCCUCUGCGGCUGUCUCAGCUUCCUGCUGUCGGUCCUAUGCGCCAAUUAUGGAGACGUCCUCGCAAAUUUGAAGGUAACGUACUCCAGGACCAAGCACGUUAAGCGGCUGGACGUCUGCAACAGCAUCAUUAACACAUUUCUGUGA